This is a messenger RNA of Klebsormidium nitens, 5416 nucleotides long. The record is from the annotation of a GenBank genome assembly. NCBI's taxonomy places the organism in Eukaryota, Viridiplantae, Streptophyta, Klebsormidiophyceae, Klebsormidiales, Klebsormidiaceae.
GGUCUGCAUUCGAAGCGGGCCCUGGCAUGAACAGGACGAAUGCACUCAGUGCAAGCAAAGAAACCCUUCUGAGCUGGUUGGGAAGCUUGCACGAUGCGCCCGAUGGACGUGAUGGCGUCUGAUUGACUGCAGAUUGAGCAGAUUAGAGAAUUAGGGUUGAAGGAGUGUCAUGCUGCUUUUGCAUACUCGCUAUUUUCCCUCCAGUUUUUGUCCAAAUAAGCAGCAGACGAAUCAUGGAACAGCAGCAGCCCAGAGGAGCUGCAUUUCCGUUCACAGUGAUUGAUGCAGACAGUGGGGCAAGCACAGGAGCUGAAGCAGCUCCCAGAUUUGAUGAGAGGCAAGCAGCUAUGGCAAGUCUGCAAAGUGGGAUUCCGGAGGUGGUGGUUGCAGCAGCAAGUGAUCUUCAAUCUAGAACUGAGAGCGAAGGCAGUGUCGUUCACCUGUCUGGAACUGGGACGGGUGGAGCUGCCAACGUGGUCGCAGCCAAGGAUAGGGCGGCCGCGCUGAAGGAGAAGGCAGAGGUGCUGAAAGCAAAGGCGCGCAAGCUGAAGGAAGACGCAGAGGAGAAGCAGAGAGCAGCUGAAAGAGCGCGGCUUGCGAUUCUGAGAAAGGCGCGGGAGAAGGAAGAAAAGGAGGAGAGGGAAAGAGAGCGAGCGAGGGAGCGGGAAAGGGAAUUGGACCAGGAGAGAGAACAGGAGAUGGAGAGGGAGAAAGAGAUGCAGAAAGAGAGGGAGAGGGAGAGGGAACUUGAAAGCGCAAGAGAGAAAGAGCAGGAGGCAGAGGAGGAAAAAGAACGGGAAAGAGAACGGGAAAGGGAGCAGGAAAGAGAGGUGGAUAGAGAGUGGGAGAGAGGAGCUGAGAACGGGGUGGACACUGUAAUGCAGGAUGCCAAAGCAGAGCAAUCAGGCUCCUUGGUGGAUCACGAGCACGGCAGCUCAGCAGACGCAGCUCCCUUGGAUGGCGCAGUGGAGGCGCUGGUGGUUGCCAGCAUGUCUCUUGGCACGCCGCGCAUUCCGCUGCUGCGGAGGGGCAGCCUUGGGAGCGGGGAGUUCAGCAGGUUCAGGAAAUCAGAAUCCUUUCCAGAGAUUGCGAAUGGGGAUCACGAGAUGAUGGAUGCUGCGGUCAGCUUGUCUCCACUGGGGCGGAUGGGGAGGCUCAAGGUGCAGAUUCCUGACCGGCUUCUAGAGCUGCAGAUGGAAGACCUUCCGGAAUUCCCAGGUGGAUUUGGCGAGAAAGCAUCCCCUGCAGAGGACGCGGCAGCUGCGGCCAUGCUUGAGAUCAGCAUGACACCAACCUCGGAGCUGCACGCAGGAUUCAGAGACACUCCAGCUCAAGGUGUCAACGUGGGGAGCGGUGGGGCUUCAACAGCAGAGGUAACAGAAGGCCGGACGAAGAGGAAGCGGAAGCGCAACCGCAUGUACUUUGAUGACGACGUGGCGGUGGGUUGGCAUGAUUUGGACACGCCAAGGGUGGCGUCGGAGGGCGAGAAGAAGAGCGACAGCCUCCCAAAGCCGAAGAAGAAGCUCAAGAUCACGUUCAAGGGUCCGGCAGCUCUAGCUCAGAAGGACCCGCACUCAGGCAAGAACAUUAGAAAGCUGAAGAGCCUCAAGCUGAUCAAAGCGAAGGCAAGCAAAGCGGCCGCCGCGCCCCCGAAAGUCAAGACACCGGUUGCGAGAACGCCGCUUCCGAAAUCUCCCCUGGAGCUCAAGUCGCCAGAGAGCCCGGAGGACGCGCAGUGCCCCGUAUGCCAGGCGCUCCGCCGGUUCGACUGCGGCGCUGAGUCAGCACACCCGCGCUGCAUCAAGGCAGCCGGCGCAGACAACGCCGCCGUUCAGGGGGGGCCCAACGCCAAGGCUGCGGCAGUUGUCCUCAUGGCCGCUUUGAAUUCGAGGAAAGACGCCUCCUUUGAGCCCUGGGCCGGAACUGGGGAGGAGCAACUAGAACGGGUGCCGGUUUGGGAGCCGGUCACUGGAAAACGGUUGGUCGGUGAGGACGGCCCCCGCUUGCGGAACCUGGCAAGCUGGCUGCUCCUCAAUCCUGGCUGGGAGGUCCUUCCCCGGGGAGAGUUGGAGAAACCACCACCCCCGGCAGAACCAGAGCCCAUCCCGACCCCUGCCCCCCCUGCUGAGAUAGCAGUGGUUCCUACCCCCCUGGAGGAGUUGAAACAGUGGCGGGGGGUUCAGGCAGAGCUCGCGUUGCUCCUCCAAGCAUGGUCGUCGUUGCGGGGACGGGCAGACGCGGGCUGCUUCGGGAGUUCGCAGGAGGCAGUGGCGGCAUGCCGAUUCCUGGACCCUGACUUUGGCCCGCUCUGCGACCUCUUAGGCGAGGAGCGGUACGCCGACUUGGAGACCCUCCUGGCGGACUUCUCCCGAGCUUGCAACGCAGCAGCCGUGGUCCGCAUCAACGACCUGAAAAAGGGCUGCUAUGCGCCGUCCAGCCUGCACACCAGCCCGGCGCGUUUUGUGGGCGCCGCCGAGAUCCUGAUUCGGCACGGCUCUGCGGACCUUCGAAGUAUAGCGGACGGGGUGAACAGCGGCCGGGUGCUCAGAGACGGGGCAAUGGUGAUGCGCAGUGCAUACACAAACAAAGAGCCGAUGACAGCUGGCCCCUGGCGGCGAGAACCGUGGCCCCGCAGCACAAUUCCGGCUCUGAUCGACACGAGAACGGAUCAGCCGAGCGGAGGGGCGGAAGCAGGCGGGCUCGGGCCAUCUUUGGCCUUCGACGUCGACGUGGGUGCGGUCGACGGGUGGGGCGUAGACCCGUUCACCCGGCGCGGCAUCUUAGACGCUCUGCCCAAGGACGCCGCGCGCGAGGGAGGGGGCGUCAAGAGCCGGGCCAAGACCGUCGGGGACUUCGUCACCCAAAAGCUGCUCCCGGCGCUCAACGACCGGGGUCCCCAAGGGUGGGACAUUUUCGAGUCGCUCAAGGCGCUGGGCCUUGCGGCGGGGCGCAGCCGGGACGCUUCCCUGGUGGAGGCAGUCACGGAGCUCGCGCACAAGAUGAUGGAAACGGGGCCGCUGUGGUUUAGAGUGCACCCCAAGGGCACGUCCCUCGUUUGCCAGCGGGCAGGGGGACUCGAUGCCGGCACUUGCGUGGCCUCGUAUCCCCCAAGCACAAUUCUAAGACCAUAUCAAUGGUUCGAGUUGCAGGAGGGGCUACGGAAGCAGUCCAAAGAGGCUGAGUUGAAACCUCCGAACCGGGUGGACUUUCUGCUCGUGGAGCAAGCGGCGACGAGCAAGGAAGGCUACGAGGUCUUCUUCGUGGACGUUCGGAACAGGGAGGGCGCGCCGCCCACCCAGCUGCUCCACUCAUGUCAGGCAACGUGUCAGCCCGUCAUUCGGCGCGUGCAGGGGCGCCCGACUGUCGACAUUCAGACCGCUCAGAGGGUGGAGCAAGGCCAGGAGCUGACGCUCAAUUACACGUGCUACACGGACUCCGACGACGACGUCACGCGGAACGUGUGCUUGUGCGGCAUGCCUGCUUGCCGGGGCUCGUGUUUCGUGCACCUGGGACGAGGCCCCGCCACCGCUGUCCUCAACGAAACGCACUCGUUGCCCGACCGGCUCGCGGUGCUGCUUCGAGCGAGCUCUGAGGACCUGACGGCGGCGGAAGAGGAGUUGAUAGUCGGCCACGGCUUUGGGCCAAUGCUGCCGGACAAAGGGGACGGUCACGCACCGGCGUGGCUCCGAAAGUGGGCGGCGCUCGCGCUGGGCUACAUCGAGCGCGAGCAGGAGCUGGUGGCGCGCGCGUUGCAGGGCCCGGAGCACGGCUACAGCAAAAGCGUGGCCGCCGCGGAAGCGAAGCACCUCCUGCCGCUGCGCCUGCAGCACCUGUACAUCACGUUGGACCGCGUCCAGCACUGCCUGGCGGGCCAGCCGCCGGACGUCCGCGAGCGGCCCCCCCUGCGCGCGCUCAACGCGGGCGAGGUGUGCGAGUACCUGUGGACGGGCCGCCGCUCCGUGGGGCGCUGCCUCGUCGGCCGGCUGGCCCCGGUGCUCUGCCCCGACUGCACCGCACGGGGCAAGGAGAGGCUCAAGCUGAUCCAGCACCCCACUCCGGGCUGUGCCGCGCUCCACCGCGCCUUGCGGACGCCCUCCACGUCGACAGGGGAGUCCCCCGCUGAUGUCAUCAAGGCAGCACUGAACCAGCUAGCAGCUGAUAUCAGCGCCUUCGAGUCGGACGUAUGCGUCGCCGCGCGCGAUCUGCUCCGCUUCUUGACAAGCACCGAGACCUUCAUCCAAGCGCACCGCUACGAUCCCGUCACCUCUGCCCCCGUCAGCAUCCCCGUAGGUGACGUCAGCGGCGCACCCCUCUCGCAAGCUGGCCCAAUUCCCCAAUUGCCGCAACCAGAGGCCUCGGGACGGCUUACUGGAUCGGAACUACGGCAGUCGGAGCAGGGGGACAGUGUUCUUUCGGAAGGUGCCCCGCUUAGCACUGCGGCACAAAACGCUGAGCCAUUUUCUAGCAUUUCGAAACCCUCGGUUUCCGCUGCGGCUUCUCGCCAUCCAGACAGGGACGCAACCAACCGGGAUGCACCGGAAAGCGGGCUACCCGGGACUCGGGAAGGAAACGGGGCGACGAUGCGGGCGCAGGAUUUUGCGGGGGUGGCGGCUCGAAGCCGCGUGUCAGAUGAGCUUAGAAAGAAAACGGCUGGAGCUUCGAGUAGCGACGGGGUAGACUCGGAAGAAGCCCACACGGGUCCGUCGACGGGGCGAGAAAGUGCGCACGUGGCAGCAGGAGCGUCGGCGGACGGCGCGGCCCGGCCCUGUGUGGUAUCCUUCACCAAAACGUACCCCGGGGAAUACAUCCUGGCGCAGCUGCUGUUUUGGCACCGGAACGCGCCCGGGUUCGAUCCCGUGGCGGCGCUCGGGGAAAGUCUCCGGGGCACGUGUCUGCUUCCGGACGCGGAGUCGGUGACACGGCCCGCGGUGCCCGGGGAGAGGGCCACGUGGCUGCGGAAGCUGACGACGGAGCCGGGGGGGCCGUGGCCGUCGCAGUGGCGGUUCAAGGAGGACGCGUUGCAGGCAACUCUUGGGAAUCCGCUCGUGGACGCAGCUAUUCGCCGUCAGAUCACGUGUGAAAGUGGGGCCUUGCUUCUGCCACCGCUGCUUCUUGACAACAUAUAAACGGGUCAACCCUCGCCUCAUGUACGGCGGAGUCGUUCGUAAAAGCUGUUUUCGUUGAUUCAAACGCCUUUCGAGUGGCUGACAGUAACUUAACGAUCGAAAGGAUGCCACGUCGUCCAGAUGCGGAUGGCACGCAUGAGGUCUUAUUCGAUGUGAACUUCGUAAAUCUUAGCCGAGUUGUAGUGAACCAUUAUACAUCAACUGGGCUCGACCGCCUGAGCAGUCUUUGGCUUUCGGGGGCUAUGUGCAAAGCUCCGCCACUUUUUAGUAGUUUGAGCAACGUUUCGGAC